UAGCUUGGCGCGGGACCACGGAGAAAAGUCUCUCAGAAAGUUGCCGAGGGCUGUUGCCCUCUGCUGAGUGUUGUGUGACGGAACUUUUCCUGGGGAGACACUACACAGAUCUACUCACCGCAGAUAGGGCUCCCACAGACAGAUCGAAGUACAGACAGCUCCAGAGUUCAACUUGGUGAACAAAUGAGUUUUAUUUUUACAUUCCAGCUCAGUUACUCAUGGCUUCCCCUACAAUUGCUUCCCUUUCUUGGGGACAAAUGAAAGUGCAAGGCUCUACCUUAACCUAUAAAGAUUGCAAAGUAUGGCCAGGAGGCAGUCGGGCUUGGGAUUGGAGAGAAACAGGAACUGAGCAUUCCCCUGGGGUGCAACCUGCAGAUGUGAAGGAAGUCGCUGAGAAGGGUGUGCAGACUCUGGUGAUCGGUAGAGGAAUGAGUGAGGCUUUGAAGGUGCCUCCAUCCACUGUGGAGUACCUCCAGAAACAAGGCAUCAAUGUGCGGGUUCUCCAGACAGAGCAGGCAGUGAAGGAGUAUAAUGCCUUGGUUGCCCAAGGAGUAAGAGUAGGAGGCGUCUUCCAUUCUACCUGCUGAUGGAGCCCACAGAGGAGAAUAAAUCACUAAGCAACA
Messenger RNA from Mesocricetus auratus (golden hamster), 623 nucleotides. RefSeq names its product adipogenesis associated Mth938 domain containing (gene Aamdc). The transcript is spliced from 4 exons. Gene Ontology annotation, biological process: positive regulation of fat cell differentiation. Gene Ontology annotation, cellular component: cytoplasm. The coding region runs from base 219 to 587 and encodes 122 amino acids. NCBI's taxonomy places the organism in Eukaryota, Metazoa, Chordata, Mammalia, Rodentia, Cricetidae. The record is from RefSeq and is a predicted model, not a curated record.